Molecule: messenger RNA, 1689 nt
Organism: Pantherophis guttatus
Lineage: Eukaryota; Metazoa; Chordata; Lepidosauria; Squamata; Colubridae
Gene: TMEM116
Product: transmembrane protein 116
Biological process (GO): adenylate cyclase-activating G protein-coupled receptor signaling pathway
Cellular component (GO): plasma membrane
Molecular function (GO): G protein-coupled receptor activity
Source: RefSeq, a predicted model, not a curated record
UGCUGCCCCAAGAUUUGGAGAAGGCUCAGUUUUUCGCUGUUAUCCACUGGAUCCAAGCUGUCACGGCUACUUUGAGCGGGAAUUUGCUGGGCUAAAGGAAGGUUCAUGCAAGCUCUAAUAACGUAUCAAAGGAAGCAACUUCAAGCUCCACCAAUCCGCCCCUUCUUUCCACAGCAUCAUGGGGUCGAGCUCAAUUAUCGGCUACACCAUAUUCCAGAACAGCGCCAGAUCCCCCGAGGUGCGCCCUCUUGUCUACCUGAGCCUCUCCGAUCUCUUUCUAGGGUUGUGCUGGCUCACGGGGGCCCUUCUCUAUAGCAAAGAUGCAUCCCACCCAACUGGAGAAGGCAGCAUCUGCUACAACUUGCAAGCCACCGGACAGAUCUUCUAUGUCGCCUCAUUUCUGUACACUGUUAAUUACACCUGGCAGCUUUACAUGGAUUUGAAAGGGAAAUUCAACCAGCACUUACAUAGCCAGAUGCCACAGAUGUUGAGCUAUUCAAAUCAGCUUGGCCGAAUAGCAAUCCUUUUCUCUAGUCUCAUCCCCAUCCUCCUGAUGGUGCCUGUUUUGGGGCUAGGCAACCACUUUCGGUGUCCCCAGAACUUCACUGCAGAACAUGGGUGCCUCCUGUUGCACAUGGAAAACAUGCUCAGCACCGGCUCUCAGCAUGUCACCUGCACUGUGUUGUGUUUGUACAGCACUGGAGUUUUCCUGAUCUCGUUUAUGGUCAGCUUCCUUGCAAUUCUGACGCUGCUCAUCCGAGCCAGGAUGUUGUACAAGCGGUUUGUGAACUCGAUGGGCUACGUCGGCGAUCAACAGUGGGCGAUGCUGAAGGUGGUCGAGCAAGCCGUGGUUCUGUACCCCGUGGUGUUUUUCUGCUGCUGGGGGCCAGCCUUUAUCCUCAGCAUAGUCAAGCUGGCACGUACGGAGAACGACAGUGUUUACAUGGCCCUUUAUGUUUUAGAGGCCCUGACCGCAUCUUCCCAGGGGUUCCUGAACUGUGUGGUUUAUGGCUGGACCCAGCACAUGUUCCACUGUGUGAAACGCAAGGCUUGCCGUGAUGUCGACACCCAGACGCCCCUCCUGCGUUCCCAGAAGAGGUUCUACGCCAGCACCCUCCCAGCCCAUCCCCAGGCUAAGCCCACCUCUCCUUCCACAACCUCGGUGUUAUGAACGGGAGACGGGCCCUUUGAACUCUCCUUGCCCACCCCGGUCAUGCCAGGAGGCUCUUUGCUCACCAAGGCCGGCUAGGCUUUCUAGAUCCUGCACAGAGGGAGUUCAACGGAUGACCCUGAAGCUCUUCUCGCUCACAGCCUGGCUGAGAAAUGUGGCUGUCAAACGGAGCAGCGGCAGAUGCGUGAAAUUAAAGAGCUAUCUUGGAAGGGCUGCAAGAGAAUUAAACUGCAAUUGGACGAGAAGAAACCGAAAGACUCCUUAGAUUUAAAUAAUCACUAUUUAUUUGAGGGGAAUCAAAAAUUGGAUAGGAUGGAGAGGACUGCCUUGUUAGACUGCAUCACAUUCCCCCCCCCCCCCCACGAGACAGUUUCCCCAGGAUUUUCCAAAGAAUGGGAAACAGUGCCACUGAGAACUUGGAAUGUGUGAUGUCACCACCUUGGAAAUUAUCCUUUUAUUUCAGUCCUGCUGGUGGAAUAUUUUACAACUUCCUGCCAAACAGUAAAACAUAAAAGCAA